CGGAGGACGAUAUUGGCAACCGGAUGUCACACUAGCGUGGUCUAAGUAAGGCAGCUAGAUGGAGACAGGCAUACCCCGCAAGUAGCAUGACUCCAUGGUCGACUAGUUGAAUCUGGGGCCAUGAAGAAACUGUAUUUAUUGCAACAUCCUGCUAACCACUGCAGACGUACUUGUGGGGGUAUCGACACCCGAGUCCAAGGUGACGGGAAUCUUAGCGAGGAGGAAAACAGAACCGAAGCUGGGGGUGGGGGUCGCGGUCGUCAGCUGGACUGGCGUUAAGCUAUCUCGAAAAUGGAAUAUCGGAUACAUGUUUGGUCGAAGGCUCGAGGAGAGGCCAUUCAUGACUACACUAGACAACAACAUGGCGACAAUCUCAAACGAUCAAGACAAGGCGUAUCUGGAUGACACCAUGCAGGUCCAGACGGUUCACCUCGAGGCCCUCAAUGCGGAUCCUGAAAAGACUCGGGAUUCCGAUGAAGCCUCACUCGCGGAAGAGGCAACGGGCGAGAACUUGCCGGAGGGCUACUACUACUCGGUUAACUUCAUUGGCACAUUCGUGGCCCUCUGCCUCUCGUCCUGCGCCCUGUACAUGUAUCUUCUAAUGCCUACGGCCGUUUUGUCCGUCAUCAACAACGAUCUAGGCCCGAGCCCAAUGAUCGCCUGGUGGGCCAUUGGGAGAACGGCAGCCCAGUCCAUCACCUUCACCCUGGUUGGCCGCCUGAGCGACAUCUUCGGCCGGCGUUGGUUCUUCAUCGGCGGGAACGUGGUGGCCCUGGUCGGGACCAUCAUCACCGCCACCAGCCACAGCAUUGCCCAACUCGCCAUCGGGUCCGCAAUCACGGGCAUCGGGGAAGCUGUGCAAAACUCGUACAUCAUCGCCCUGCCUGAAUUGGUCAAGAACAAGCAUAGGCCCAUUGUCGUAUCGCUGGUGUUUGCCUCGUCCGCACCGUUUGCCACUUUUGGUUCCAUCAUUGCCACGACAAUGAUCCAGCGGGGGAUUAGCUGGCGUUGGCUCUUCUAUCUCCCCAUGAUCUGCAUUGCCGUUGCAAUCGUCCUCCUGGUGCUGUGCUACCACCCGCCGUCGUACAAGCAGUUGCAUUCAUCCGGGAGGAGGACCAAAAUGCAGCAGCUCCGGCAGCUUGACUAUGUGGGGAUGCUUCUAUAUAUAAGCAGCGUCGUCCUGAUCCUCCUCCCGCUCAGCUGGGGGGGCACCAUGUUCCCCUGGAAGAGCGCCGCCACCAUUGCCACCCUGGUGGUGGGAGUCGCCCUUCUUGCCGCCACCGGACUUUGGGAGGCCUAUUCGAAGCAGCCGUGUCCCCUGAUUCCCAUGCAUUUCUUCAAGAAUCGGGGUUUCAUGUCUCUCGUCGUGUGCGCUAUGAUAGGCUCCUGCUGCUACUUCCCCUGCGUCUACCUCUGGCCGCAGCAGGUGGCUCGCAUCUACGGCAUCACGGGGAGCCACGCGGGCUGGCUCGCCUGCACUGUCGGAGGCUCGACGGCACUCGGGACGUCCAUGGGCGGCUUGUUCAUCCGAUGGUUUGGCAAUCCGCGAAUUAUCCUCCUGGUCGCCUCCGUCUGCACGGCCGCUUUCGUCGCCGGCCUUGCCGGCCUCACGCCCCAGAAUCUGAACCUGGGCAUUGCACUGACGAUCCUCGGUCCCUUCAUGGUUGGGGUAAUCGAGCUUUCGGCACUCAGUCUCGCGCCGCUUUUCUGCAAGCCCGAGGACCUUGGGUUGGCUUCAGGGCUGCUCGGAACCAUCCGGUCUGGUGGAGCUAGCAUUGCAGUCGCCAUCUUCUCCAGCAUUCUGUCCACUCGACUAGCAGUUACCGUUCCAGCCGCGAUCCUCCCCGCUGCCGAGCGAGCCGGAUUCAACUCCGACGGCGCUGCGGCUCUAGUUGCUGCCGCAUCAACCGGUGUUUUCGCCAAAGUCCCUGGAAUCACGCCAGAGGUAAUUCAAGCGGUUAGAGCCGCACUUCCGGGCGCUUAUGCAACUGCAUUCAAAACUGUCUACCUCUCCAGCCUUGCCUUUGGCGGCAUCGCCAUCACCGCCGCGCUGCUGACCAAGGACCCCUCACCUUAUUUGACAGAUGAAGUGGCAAGGAAGCUGCAAGGAAAAGGGGUUACUUCCACCAAGCAGGGUGCAGACGAAUAG
Messenger RNA from Phialemonium atrogriseum, 2149 nucleotides. Its product is annotated as fungal trichothecene efflux pump. Gene Ontology annotation, molecular function: transmembrane transporter activity. Gene Ontology annotation, cellular component: plasma membrane. The transcript has 6 exons. The record is from RefSeq and is a predicted model, not a curated record. NCBI's taxonomy places the organism in Eukaryota, Fungi, Ascomycota, Sordariomycetes, Cephalothecales, Cephalothecaceae. The coding region runs from base 308 to 2149 and encodes 613 amino acids. Gene Ontology annotation, biological process: transmembrane transport.